This is a messenger RNA of Antechinus flavipes (yellow-footed antechinus), 4071 nucleotides long. It is a transcript of the gene CAMK2G, whose product is annotated as calcium/calmodulin dependent protein kinase II gamma. The coding region runs from base 97 to 2133 and encodes 678 amino acids. Gene Ontology annotation, cellular component: neuron projection; cytoplasm. Lineage: Eukaryota; Metazoa; Chordata; Mammalia; Dasyuromorphia; Dasyuridae. Gene Ontology annotation, molecular function: calmodulin binding; ATP binding; calcium/calmodulin-dependent protein kinase activity. The record is from RefSeq and is a predicted model, not a curated record. Gene Ontology annotation, biological process: protein phosphorylation. The transcript has 25 exons.
CAGCCCCGUCUCCUCCUCCUGCUCCCUCUCGGCCGGGCGGCGGUGACUGUGCACGGAGAUCGGAGCGGGCAGCGCAGCCGUGCCCGCCCCGCCAGCAUGGCCACCACCGCCCCCUGCACCCGCUUCACCGACGACUACCAGCUCUACGAGGAGCUCGGCAAGGGCGCCUUCUCUGUGGUCCGAAGAUGUGUUAAGAAAACCUCCACUCAGGAGUAUGCAGCAAAAAUUAUUAACACCAAGAAACUAUCAGCCCGAGAUCACCAGAAGUUAGAACGGGAGGCCCGAAUAUGCCGGCUCUUGAAACACCCAAACAUUGUGCGCCUCCAUGACAGUAUUUCUGAAGAAGGUUUCCACUACCUCGUCUUUGACCUCGUUACCGGCGGGGAGCUGUUUGAAGACAUUGUAGCCAGAGAGUACUACAGUGAAGCCGAUGCCAGCCACUGUAUUCAUCAGAUCCUAGAGAGCGUCAACCACAUCCACCAGCAUGACAUCGUGCAUCGUGACCUCAAGCCCGAGAACCUUCUGCUGGCGAGUAAAUGCAAGGGUGCUGCUGUCAAACUGGCUGACUUUGGACUGGCCAUUGAGGUGCAGGGAGAUCAGCAGGCUUGGUUCGGCUUUGCUGGAACACCAGGGUAUCUGUCCCCUGAAGUCUUGAGAAAAGAUCCCUAUGGAAAACCUGUGGAUAUCUGGGCCUGUGGUGUGAUCUUGUACAUACUUCUGGUGGGAUACCCUCCCUUCUGGGAUGAGGAUCAGCACAAACUGUAUCAGCAGAUCAAAGCUGGAGCCUAUGACUUUCCGUCGCCAGAGUGGGACACUGUGACUCCCGAAGCCAAGAAUUUAAUCAACCAGAUGCUGACGAUAAACCCUGCCAAGCGUAUCACAGCUGACCAAGCACUGAAGCACCCGUGGGUCUGCCAACGCUCUACAGUGGCCUCCAUGAUGCACCGGCAGGAGACUGUGGAAUGCUUGCGAAAGUUCAAUGCCCGGAGAAAGCUGAAGGGUGCCAUCCUCACAACAAUGUUGGUUUCCAGGAAUUUUUCAGUUGGCAGGCAGAGCUCCGCCCCCGCCUUGGCCGCCGUGAGCGCCGCCGGCCUGGCCGGGCAAGCUGCCAAAAGCCUCUUGAACAAGAAGUCAGAUGGAGGUGUGAAGAAAAGGAAGUCGAGUUCCAGCGUGCACCUGAUGAGCAACAACAAAAACAGUCUCGUAAGCCCAGUCCAAGAGCCUGCGCCAUUGCAGACAGCCAUGGUACCUCCUGACUCCGGCUUCUCAUCCGCCUCUGCCUCCCCUCCCCCCUCCUGCCUCCCCCAUGGGGAACCCCAAACCACCGUGGUACACAAUGCAACAGACGGGAUCAAGGGCUCCACAGAAAGCUGUAAUACGACCACUGAAGAUGAAGAUCUCAAAGCUGCCCAGCUCCGCACUGGGGAUCGCAGCAGCUUGGGGUCUGAUGGACGGAGCCCCCGGGACAGAACAGCCCCCUCAGCAGGCAUGCAGCCCCAGCCUUCUCUCGGCUCCUCAGCCACCGCUGGCUCCUGUGAGGAAAGGCUUAUGGCCUGGGACGGGCCAGGGCUGCCAUCAGGGCUAGCACGUGCUCAGUCCGAGCCCUCCCUCCCUCUGGUGGCGCCUUUCGCUCUCAGUGGCGCUCGGUUUCGAAAACAAGAGAUCAUUAAGAUCACGGAGCAGCUGAUUGAAGCCAUCAACAAUGGGGAUUUUGAUGCCUACACGAAGAUCUGCGAUCCGGGUCUUACCUCCUUCGAGCCUGAGGCACUCGGCAACCUGGUGGAGGGGAUGGACUUCCAUAAAUUUUACUUUGAGAAUCCCCAGUCCUGCUCUGAUGCCAUCACUCAUCCAUCUCCAUAUCAGUUUCCAUCCCCGUCCCCAGUAUUCCAGCUGUGCAAAGUCCUGUCUAAGAACAGCAAGCCCAUCCACACCACCAUCCUGAACCCCCACGUGCACGUCAUUGGCGAGGACGCGGCCUGCAUCGCCUACAUCCGCCUUACCCAGUACAUCGACGGCCAGGGCCGGCCUCGCACCAGCCAGUCUGAGGAGACCAGGGUCUGGCACCGCCGGGAUGGCAAGUGGCUCAACGUGCACUACCACUGCUCGGGGGCCCCCGCUGCCCCGCUGCAGUGAGCUCCCAAGCAGCGGUGUUAGGAGAUUCCCAGCCAGAGGUCAAACCUUCGAAGCCAGCGGCUCUGGAGGGCCUGAGUGACAGCAGCAGUCAUGUUCGUUUGAGGUUUAAAAACAAUUAAAAUUACAAAGCGGCAGCAACCAAUGCACGCCCCUGCAUGCAGCCCGCCCGCCCGUCGUGUCUGUCUCUGCUGUACCGAGGUGUUUUUUACAUUUAAAAAAAAAAAAAAGAAAAAGAAAAAAAAGAUUGUUUAAAAAAAAAAAAAAAGGAAUCCAUACCGCUGAUCAUGUUUUAAACCAUCUGCAGCCCCGCCUGGGCUGGUGAGAGGAUGGGAGUUUGAGCAGCAGGCUCGUCUACCUGGCAGUGAGUGCGCCCGGUUUUGCAGCCCUCAUGGACUCUGGGGGGGCCAGGCAGGAACUCUUGACACUGACCCUGCUGGAGGCCACAAAAGCAACUGUGCGGGGUCCCCCGGAUCUCUGCAGCCUCCGAGGUGGCUUGCCCAGCCUUGGGUCCUGGGAAUGGACUUGUCCAGAGUCUGCAGGGGAGCCCGGAAGGAGGGCCAGAGCAGCAACAGGUCGUGAGAAGGCUGAUGCUUGGAGCGCCUUUUCCCUUCCCUGCUGGGGGGGAGGAUGGAGAUGGCACGGUCCCAGGCAGCUACCGCGGCAAGGCAGCGCUGAGGCGUGGCUCCGAGACGGAGGAGGCUCGUGGCUGGGAUUGUACUGUACUGUUCCACUUAGCGUAGAUGGGAGACUUGGUGCUGCAGAAACUCGCCCACUAGGAAGCAGGCAGAAACCCGAUGUUAGUCUGACACGUACUCCCCUCAUCCAUCCGUUUCUCCUGGAUACACGACCGAGCGUGGGUCCGGGGAGCGAGGCCUGGGCCCCCGGGGAGGGGCAGGGGCUGCUGCUUUGCUUGUUUGUUCUCGUGUGACUCGGCCUGGACGGAGCCAGGCCCCGGGUGGCGGGGCCUGCCACUCCCGCUGUAGCCUGGGCACUUUGUUUCCGUGCUGAUUUCAGUCGUCUUUGUCUUGCUCCCCCCCCACACCCCCCAGUUGAUGGCCCCAAUUCCAAAUCUCACCUGGGCCUGGGGCCACUGUGGAGUGAGUGCCCUAGUAGGAAUGGGAGAGGUGGGACCGUCCCUCUCAUUUUCUCCCCGGCGUUGGCUUGUCUGAAUCUUGGUAGGUGUCCCUAUUUCAAGAGGCCUCUCUGCUGACCAACAGAGGCUCAGAAUUGCUGCUGGAGAGUCUGCAUGGGCCUUCACCUUCCUCUACCCUGCAUGCACCCCAAAAAAGGAGGUGCCCAGGGCCACGGCUCCCCUUCAAUCAGUUUUCCUUCCUGUUCCCAGGGGGUUCUGUUGCCACAAGGGAGGGAGGCAGGAAGAAGGAAAGGUGCUUGAGGGCAGCUUGGCCAUAGGCCAGGGUCCCCUGCACCUUUGCAGAGAGGGUGGGCAGGCCCCAGGUCCCCAGAGUGCCUUCAGAGCAUGAAGCUAGAGCGAGGAGGGGCCGGUGUGCGAUCUUCGGUGGGUCGUCUCGGUGGAGCCCCGUGUGCAUGCCCACCCCCUGGGCCCAGGCCCCUCUCCUGCCCCGUACUCUGCAUCGCCAGCACGCAGACAACUUCACAACAUGGUUUGGUUUUGCAGUCUUUUGAGACAAAUGGUCUUUGAAACCCAUAGCUUGAUAUCGGCUGCUCGAGCCCCACCUCUCCUUAGCAUUCUUACUCUCUCCCGGGGCUAACGUCAGCAUCUAUAGAAUUUAGAUUAUUAAAAAAAAUCACCUUUUAAACAGGAAAUGGAAGGCAUUUGAUGCAGAAUUUUUGCAUGAUGACAUAGAAAUAAUUUAAAAACUAGCUAGUGUUUGUUCUGAAUGUUGGUAGACCCUUCAUAGCUUUGUUACAACGAAACCUUGAACUGAAGAUAUUUAAUAAAAUAACAUUUAAACGGUC